Molecule: messenger RNA, 981 nt
Organism: Bactrocera latifrons
Lineage: Eukaryota; Metazoa; Arthropoda; Insecta; Diptera; Tephritidae
Product: putative mediator of RNA polymerase II transcription subunit 17
Exons: 3
Coding region: 61-942 (293 amino acids)
Source: RefSeq, a predicted model, not a curated record
CACGUUUCACAAUUUACCAAAUCAGAAACAAAACAUUCUUCAAAGCAAAAGAACUUCAAGAUGCGUGCAUUCAUUGUGUUGUGCUUGGCUAGUGUGGCUUUUGCCGAUAAAUUGGGCUACAACUAUCACCCAGUAGGACACUCUGACUCCGGAUUGUCCUUCGCACCAGGUGGCUCUUCAGGACACGGUGGUCUCGGCGGCAGUGGCGGAUUAGCCGGUGGUGGCAGUCCUGCUAUAGGUGGACACAGCGGUGGUGGUGCCAGCGGUUUGGGUACACAUGGUGGCUCGAGCCUUAGUGGACACGGUAACUCGAUCGGAUUAGGUGGACUUGGCGCUAUUGGUGGCACCAACGGUUUGGGUGGCAUUGGUGGUACCAACACUGGCGGCAAUACGGGUCUCAGCGCUGGUUCCAGUGCUCCAGUUGCAAUUAGUCCAGCUGCUGCAGUUACAUACGAAAAGGAAUUCUACACCUUCAGCGCUCCCGAAAAUGAAUUCAAUAAUGAUAACGCAGGGCCACAAAUUUCCAGUGUUAAGAAAAACUUGCGCGUAAUUUUCAUUAAAGCACCUGAAAAUAAGGGUCUUGAGAAUGCCGCAGUACAAUUAGCCAAGCAUUCUAUUGAGGACAAGACUGCCAUUUAUGUGCUUACCAAACAACCUGACAUCGGCAAUUUGGCUCAACAAUUACAAAACACCCAGUCGCAACAGAGCCAUAAGCCCGAAGUACACUUUGUCAAGUACCGUACACCUGAGGAUGCCGCCAAUGCACAGAAGGCCAUUCAAUCGGAAUACGACCAAUUAGCGGGAAAGUCUCAGGCUCAUAACGGUGGUGUAGCGCCAGUGCUGAACUUCGCUUCUCGUGCUCCUGUUGCUGAAGGUCCCGCACCUAAAGCGCCAGCAAACUCCUACCUGCCUUCGUCGGUUCUGCGCUUAUUCCGCGCGUAAGAAUUUCUGCGAAGAUUGUUUGUAGUUAACCUUGGAAUA